Molecule: messenger RNA, 2152 nt
Organism: Trematomus bernacchii (emerald rockcod)
Lineage: Eukaryota; Metazoa; Chordata; Actinopteri; Perciformes; Nototheniidae
Product: neuronal calcium sensor 1
Exons: 10
Coding region: 347-919 (190 amino acids)
Molecular function (GO): calcium sensitive guanylate cyclase activator activity; calcium ion binding
Source: RefSeq, a predicted model, not a curated record
CAGCAACAGCAGCAGCAGCAGCAACGUCACCCUCUGACGCCGGCAUCAGAGCAGCACGGGCGGCCAUCCACGCAGCAGCGAGUCGCUCCGGAACUCGGCGGAGGAACACAGCUCGCUGCUUCGGGACUGACUUUCCGCUCUUGUUACUCAGUGUCAACACCUAGGACGAGAAAGCUUGACCUAACAAAAUAUGGUGAUUACAAGUGUGGCAUUCCUCAGAUGGACAUCACUGGCCAUGGACAUGAAGACCAGAUGUUUGCAGUAAAGAGGAUCAGACUGGAGAGGAGGGAGUAACAGGUUCUGCGCGCCAAGGUGGAUUUGGAGGUGUGGAGGAGAGCUGAAGAUCAUGGGCAAAUCAAACAGCAAGCUCAAGCCAGAGGUGGUGGAGGAGUUGACAAGGAAAACCUACUUUACAGAGAAAGAGGUGCAGCAGUGGUACAAAGGAUUUAUUAAAGACUGUCCAAGCGGGCAGCUGGAUGCUUUGGGCUUUCAGAAGAUAUACAAGCAGUUCUUUCCUUUUGGAGACCCUACGAAGUUCGCCUCCUUUGUCUUCAAUGUUUUCGAUGAAAAUAAGGAUGGACGCAUCGAGUUCUCCGAGUUCAUCCAGGCCUUGUCAGUGACCUCUCGGGGGACUCUUGAUGAGAAGUUGAGAUGGGCUUUUAAACUUUACGACCUUGAUAACGAUGGCUACAUCACCCGAGACGAGAUGUUAAACAUCGUAGAUGCCAUAUAUCAGAUGGUGGGGAACACUGUGGAGCUGCCAGAAGAAGAAAACACACCAGAAAAACGAGUGGACCGUAUUUUUGCAAUGAUGGACAAGAAUGCAGACGGGAAGCUGACUCUGCAGGAGUUUCAGGAGGGUUCAAAGGCAGAUCCUUCUAUUGUUCAGGCAUUGUCUCUCUAUGAUGGGCUUGUGUAGGAAUGUAAGAUGGAUCCAACUCAGCAUCCACAAACCAAUCCAGCGCCAUCACACCUGCAACGAGAAGAAGCCACUUUAAACUCGCUCACCUAGAAGUGGACUGCAAACUCUUUGUGGCAGUAGCUGUUCGUCUACAUUUCCAGUUCGGAUUGUAAACAAGUAUAUCCUCUGAUGUGACAGAGAACUCAGCAAAACAUCAGCAAAUCCCUCAGUCAUUUAUCCGUGCUUCUACAGAUAUGUUGCACCGCGUACACCCUUGAGUGUUGUGGACUGUGUGCGAGCAUUUCUUCAAACGCAGUGUUGUGAUUUCCCAAUGCACAGUCCAAGGAACAAAAUUCCCUUUCCGAGAUGUUGUCUUGUUCACAUACUGUCAGUCUGAGGAUGCAUGUGAAGCGCUCGGAGGAACUGUCCUGCUGCUUCACCACCACAUGGAGAGACUUGAAACCCGGGAGAAUCUGGCAAAACGUGUUACUUGGUGAUCAUUUGAGCACUUACUAAAAGUUACAAAGCAGUAUAGUGUACAAUGUAUAAUGUAAAUAGAAUGGUAAUUUAUUUUCUGCUUUGCUGCGUUUAUGGGAAUUUCCUCAUAAGUAUUGAAUGAAGUUUUAUUUUUUAUGAAAGGUGUUGAAAUGUAUUGCACUGUAUUUCUCAUUAUUUGGGGAUUUAUUUUCUUCAGACGUUCAAAAGUUUCCUUAUUCCUGAGAGAAUGGGGCUUUUAUUUGAAGAAGAGCGUUGAAGGACCCGGAGGUUACUCUGGAUUAUUUUACUAUGUUUGCAGUCUCUGCAUCCUAUUGUGUUUUUAUUUCCCCGUUAGCACUAGUGUCUGCAGUGUUGCACAGCCACAUCCUGAACAACAUGACCAGGCAACACAGCCAAUUCUCACAGCUUACAUCUGAACUGAGGCUCAUUAUUUGAGAGCAUCGUACUCCACCCUCUGCACACACACACAGCCUGGUCAUUGAGACACGGGCACAAACAGACAUCGAUUCUGGUUGUAAAGCUUUUUGCGAGCUCUGUUGUUGCAAUUGUCCACUCGUAUUUGUCCUGUGAGAGGCCAGAGCAUGUGAUGAUGCCUUUUUUUCCAUUGUUGGAUUGUUUUAUUUACAGCAUUAAGAUGUUUUAUCAGCUUGACUGAUUUUAUGCCUUAUGCAAAUGAUAAUUUACUAAAUGAUAAAUGUCAUUUACCUGUUGAUUAACGGUAUAAGAGCACACAAUAAAAUGCAUUUAAGUGGC